UUCCUUAGAUCCAAACGUCAAAUCAGAUGGGUUUCGGCCACUGUCCUCUCAACCCUAUAAAUAUUUGAUCUCGCUUUAUGCUUCAUUGAACCAUCAAGUAAACAUAUAUUCGAUCGAUAAGCUAUAUUUGGAGAUGGCCAGGAUGUAUUCGGACCCUCUCGUUGUCGGGGGAGUGAUCGGAGACAUAGUCGAUAAUGUCACGCAUGUUGUGAAAAUGACAGUAACCUAUGGCUCCAGCAAGCAAGUCUACAACGGCCAUGAACUUCUUCCCUCGACCGUCGCUAACAAGCCCAAGGUUGAAGUUCAUGGGUGUGACAUGAGAUCAUUCUUCACUCUGGUGAUGACAGAUCCAGACGUUCCUGGUCCUAGUGAUCCUUAUCUCAGAGAGCAUUUGCACUGGAUUGUAACCGAUAUACCGGGCACAACGGAUGCCACAUUCGGGAAAGAGAUGAUAGGGUAUGAAAUGCCGAGACCAAACAUAGGGAUACACAGGUUCGUGUUCAUGCUGUUCAAGCAGAAGCGCAGGAGCUCGGUCGUGUCCGUACCAUCGUACCGUGACCAAUUCAACACUCGAAUCUUCGCCCAAGAGAACGAUCUCGGCCUCCCUGUCGCCGCUGUCUUCUUCAACUGCCAACGUGAGACCGCUUCCAGACGCCGCUAACUUUGUCGCCUGCCCAUACGUACACACACAUAUAUAUACACACACACCUGUGUACUUACUGCCCCUACGUAUUAAUUUAUAACCUAGUGCAUUUUGCAUGCAUUGUGUGUAUAUAUAUAUAUACCUAUGUGUGUGUGUGUAUGCAUGUAUAUAGGAAGUGUGUGUGAUCUGAAUAAUUGAAGAAUGAUCGAUGGUUUGUUAUAUAUAUAUAUAUACCUAAGUUUGUGUUUC
This is a messenger RNA of Tarenaya hassleriana, 892 nucleotides long. RefSeq names its product protein CENTRORADIALIS-like. Gene Ontology annotation, cellular component: cytoplasm; nucleus. The transcript has 4 exons. The record is from RefSeq and is a predicted model, not a curated record. The coding region runs from base 134 to 661 and encodes 175 amino acids. Gene Ontology annotation, biological process: vegetative to reproductive phase transition of meristem; negative regulation of flower development. Lineage: Eukaryota; Viridiplantae; Streptophyta; Magnoliopsida; Brassicales; Cleomaceae.